AUGAUCUGGAAAUUGGCCCUUGUAACACAAAAGGCCAGCAGCAUCCUGAGCUGGUUUAAGAAGAGUGUUGCUAGGUCUGAGGUGCUUGGUUUUGAUGGGAAAAGUUGUCUAAUUUACAUAUUUAAUCAAAAACUCAUGAAUGCACCGAAAGAUGUGAUUUCUCUGAAGUUUAAGACAAUGCAAAGUGAUGGAAUUCUCCUCCACAAAGAAGGACAAAAUGGAGACCACAUCACCCUGGAAUUGAUUAAAGGGAAGCUGUCCCUACUCAUUAAUUUAGGUGAUACUAAAACCCAUCUUUCAAAUGCCCAAAUUAAUAUUACACUAGGCAGCCUUUUGGAUGAUCAACACUGGCAUUCUGUUGUCAUUGAGUACUUUAACAAUCAAGUAAACUUUACAGUGGAUAAACACACUCAACAUUUUCAUGCAAAAGGAGAAUUCAAUUAUUUGGACCUUGAGUAUGAGCUCAGCUUUGGAGGGAUCCCAGUGCCUGGAAAAUCAGGGACAUUGUCACACAAGAACUUCCAUGGGUGUUUUGAAAAUAUUCAUUAUAAUGGAGUGAACAUUAUUGACCUGGCCAGGAGGCAUAAAUCUCAGGUCUACUUUGGCAACAUGUCCUUCUCAUGUUUAGAGCCACAGGUGGUUCCUGUUACAUUUCUGAGCUCCAGUAGUUACCUGGCACUGCCAGGCACAUUGGGGGAAGAUGAAGUAUUCAUCAGUUUCCAGUUUCGCACCUGGAACAAGGAGGGACUUCUGUUAUCUGGUAAACUACAACAGGCUUCAGGUGGUUUCCUCUUAUAUCUGAGUGAUGGGAAAGUUAAAAUCAGUCUUCAUAAACCAGGAAAAGCACUGACUGACAUCACAGCAGGUGCUGGACUAAAUAAUGGCCAGUGGCAUUCUAUAUCCUUCUCUGCCAAAAAAAAUCGUAUCAGUGUAAUAGUGGACAAUGAUGUGACUGCAUCUGCUCAUGCCUCCAUACCUCUGCAAAUUUAUUCAGGAGAUGCUUUCUACUUUGGAGGCUGCCCUAGCAGUGGAAACACUUCUGAGUGUAAUACCUCAUUUGGUGGCUUUAAAGGAUGCAUGCGACUCAUUUCCAUUGGUAACAAAGCAGUGGAUAUGAUCUCAGUUCAGAAAAAUAUUUUUGGUAAUUUCAGUGACCUUCAGAUAGAUUUAUGUGGCAUUAUAGACAGGUGUUUACCUAAUUACUGUGAACAUGGUGGUGAAUGUUCACAGUCCUGGAACAGCUUUUAUUGCAACUGUACCAACACUGGUUACAAGGGAGCCACUUGCCACUAUCCCAUCUAUGAGCAAUCAUGUGAAGCCUAUAAGCACAGAGGGAACACUUCUGGUUUUUACAAUAUUGAUUCAGAUGGAAGUGGCCCCUUGGGACCGUUUCUUGUAUACUGUAAUAUGACAG
Molecule: messenger RNA, 1414 nt
Organism: Phaethon lepturus (White-tailed tropicbird)
Lineage: Eukaryota; Metazoa; Chordata; Aves; Phaethontiformes; Phaethontidae
Product: contactin-associated protein-like 4
Exons: 9
Source: RefSeq, a predicted model, not a curated record